UUCCAGUGCAAAUUUAUACUUCUAGCCAUUUAGUAAGGGAGCCUGAUCUCCCGGGGUGUCGUUGGGUCGUCGCGAGCUGGCACUGUUUUCGUUUUUUCGGGGGUCUAUCAGUCUGGGGCUUAGUGAUUUGUGCGGCUUCUGUAGAUAAGCGAAGAUUUGGGUUCUAUGAAGAACGAUCGUCGAUGAGCUAAUUGAGUGACGUUCAACCGAAGAUAUCAAAGUUCAAGUUUUGGUGAUGGAUGUUUAAGUUGGAAAAAUAGAACGAAAACCAGCAAUCAAAAAGUGUGAUUAUAGUGAAGAAUAAAUAACCCAACCAUUUGUUUUGUCAUCGAUUGGAAUCUUCGGGUUGAACGUGAAUUGAAGUGCUGCGCCGCAUAAAACGUGAUAAAUACAACGUGGGUGUCAUGAAGGCUUACAAAACAAAAAACAACAGAGGAUAGAAACUCAUUGAAUGCUACAACAUACCACAGGGAGAUUAUCGGUGCAGCGACAUUGGGAAGAAGGAUUCCAGGGAAACAAAUAUUUCGCUUGCAGCCCAACAGCAGCGGCUUAAGAUUGGAACCAGCCGAGAAAAGAUCAUCAUCUGGCCGAAGCAUGAAUAGAAAAAUGAACCCACGACUCAUUAUUAUUUUAAUUGUGUGCGGCUUUAGCACGAGAUCCUUGGCGCGAGCUGGGGUUAAGCAGAAGCGGCUCCUGUACGACCUUUCCGAUCCCUUUCUUACGGUAACUGAACCAACUCCCUACUAUCACUCUACCACCUUCCUCCCAUCUGGGCCCAUCUACUCUGCCCACGCCCCUAUCCUAGAUCAUCAUGUAAUCAAACCACUCCCAACUUCCAUUCCCACUUUCCUUUCCGCAAAGCCAUCUUCCCUAGAUUCUAUCUACAAAAGCAACUUCUUUGAGUAUUCCAACUACGGCUCACCUUUCCACUUCAUCGGAGGAAACCACCUGGGAUAUCACGAUACCGACACCUACAUCGCUGACGGGAGAAUCCUGAAACAAUACUCGGUCACGGAACACCAUCCGGAAGAGAUUGAGCGGAAUCGGUUGCUGCAGACCAACAUCUAUCAUCCCAGAACGACGGCCACGGCCCCGACAUAUUUCCCCAGCAAAUAUCAGCCCUUCUACAAUACCUUCCUCCAGCAGCCGACGACGACGGCCACUUUCCCCCCGGUGAUUGGUUACAAUCCACGGCUGCACCAGAACCUAUCGCCAGUUCUCACCAAAAACCAUGGCCCAGUCGCUCUCGGAUCCGGCUCAAUCGGAUACAUCCACGGUCCCAACGGAGUGGCUCUGGGUUCCGGUUCGCUCGGCUACAUCAGCCACAAGCAGCAUCAGGACUCGCUGUCGGAACUUUUUGCCCGGAAAAGCCGGAAGCACCGCCCCAGUCCUCUUCAUUUUGGCCAUAAUCACGACUAAAAAUGCACACGAGCGAAAACGCAUUCCUUACUCUUUCACCGUCUGCGAGAUUUCGUGCAUUUUUGUAAAUUUACUUUCCUAUCUACAUUACAUAGCCUAAGAUGCGAAAACAUGUGCCUUUUAGAAGAAAAAAAGUUUGAUUAGUUGCAAGCACUCGUGUAAAUAUUGCAUAUACGAAUUUCUUUGUUUGACCGUUUUAAAUUUGAAGAGGCGAGAA
Uranotaenia lowii is the source of this 1636-nucleotide messenger RNA. RefSeq lists its product as uncharacterized. The record is from RefSeq and is a predicted model, not a curated record. NCBI's taxonomy places the organism in Eukaryota, Metazoa, Arthropoda, Insecta, Diptera, Culicidae. Bases 595 to 1419 code for a protein of 274 amino acids. The transcript has 2 exons.